Messenger RNA from Acaulospora morrowiae, 222 nucleotides. The record is from the annotation of a GenBank genome assembly. NCBI's taxonomy places the organism in Eukaryota, Fungi, Glomeromycota, Glomeromycetes, Diversisporales, Acaulosporaceae.
AUGACUUGCGAAAUUUCUUUAAAAACUUUAACCCGAUAUUUAACUCCUGAAUAUUUGGCUCUCACGACAUUGAUGAGAUGUAAUGACACGGCGUUUUUAUUAGGUCGUCACAUUACAGAUAUUGAAAUAGAUGUAAAAUGUAGAUCCUUGUCUGUCCGUCCGCAGCUUUGGCUCCUGUACAUAUUUUUAUCAACCCGCGCUACCACUGCAGAUUUUAGUUAA